This is a messenger RNA of Erinaceus europaeus (western European hedgehog), 1111 nucleotides long. RefSeq names its product olfactory receptor 1M1-like. Bases 65 to 1111 code for a protein of 348 amino acids. NCBI's taxonomy places the organism in Eukaryota, Metazoa, Chordata, Mammalia, Eulipotyphla, Erinaceidae. The record is from RefSeq and is a predicted model, not a curated record. The transcript has a single exon. Gene Ontology annotation, biological process: G protein-coupled receptor signaling pathway. Gene Ontology annotation, cellular component: membrane. Gene Ontology annotation, molecular function: G protein-coupled receptor activity; olfactory receptor activity.
AUGAAGUCAUUCUAUAUUUCUAGUUUAGUUAAUCCCCUUUAGCAUUUCUUGUAGGGCUGGCUUAAUGUUAAUGAAUUCCUUUAACUGUUGUUUAUUUGAAAAACUCUUCAGUGCUCCUUUAAACCUGAUCAACAGUGAUGACUCCACUUUUUUUUUUUAUUUUAGCAACCCAACAUCCAAAAUGAACUGCAGCAGGACCCCUGAUUUUGUCUUCUCAGCAUUGUCAAGUGACCCAGAGAAGUCACACUUUCUUUUUGGUCUUUUCCUUGCCCUCUAUGUACUGAGCCUCCUAGGAAACUUGCUACUUCUGCUGGCGAUUAGUGCUGACGUACACCUCCACACGCCCAUGUACUUCUUUCUCAGCCAGCUCUCCCUGGUAGAUCUGUGUUUCACUACCACUACAACACCUAAAAUGCUAGAGAACUUGUGGACCAGCAACAGAUCCAUUUCUUUUUCAGGAUGUCUCGCCCAAUUAUAUUUCUUUGCUGUCUUUGCUGAUAUGGACAAUCUGCUUUUGACGGUCAUGGCUAUUGAUCGAUAUGCUGCUGUCUGCCAUCCUCUGCACUAUCCACUGCUAAUGACUCCUUGCAGAUGUGGACUGCUAGUGGGCUGUUCCUGGUGUGUAGCACAUUCUGUCUCUCUGGUCCAUACUAUAUUGCUAUCCCGGCUAUAUUUCUACACAAACCAUGAGAUUCCCCACUUUUUCUGUGAUUUUGCUCCACUAUUUCAACUUUCUUGUUCUGAUACUCACCUCAAUGAAGAAUUGAUGAUGGCUCUCGCUGGAUUUUUAGGAAUCAGCCCUCUCCUCUGCAUCAUAAGUUCUUAUGCCCAUAUAUUCCAUGCUGUAGCUAAGGUUCCAUCAACAAAGGGGAAAAAGAAAACCCUGGCCACCUGCAGUUCCCACCUGUCCAUGGUCAUCCUAUUCUAUACUACAGUUUUUGCCACCUACCUGAAGCCCCCUUCAAAUUCCCAUACUGUAGGGGAGUUGUUUGCUGCUGUCAUGUAUACCUUAGUAACACCUACACUAAACCCUUUCAUUUAUAGUCUGAGAAAUAAGGAUGUAAAGAGUUCUUUGAAAAGGGCUCUGCACAUAAAAAAAACAGGGCAUUAA